UUUCACAAAAACCACACCACCCAAAAAACUAAAUUAAAAAAGUUCCAAACUUGAGAAACAUCAAUAUGGAAGCAAGGCAAAACCUUGUCAUUUUUGCAGCACUACUGAUGGUGGCAGCCAUCGGAAUCGAAAUGGCCACUGCAGAGGACAUGUGCGGCUUAAGCAUUAGUGACUUAAUGACUUGCAAACCAGCAGUAUCUGGGCCUAAACCAUUGCCACCAUCUGCUAAUUGUUGCGCUGCUUUAAGCAAAGCAGAUUUGCCUUGCCUUUGCACUUUCAAAAACAGUCCAAUGCUGUCUAUUUACAAGAUUAAUCCCACUCUUGCUAUGAACCUUCCCUCCAAAUGCAAACUUGAUUCUCCUAAUUGCGCCGCUUAAUCAUUCUACUGAUCACACCCUUUUCACUUUUGCUAGUGAGUAGGGAGUUGUGAAUGUUGGUUUAAUUUGUUGUUUGUUUCAAAGUGUGGUUCCUAGUUUCACCUAAUUAGUGUUUCCGUUUUAUUAUUUUCGAUUUCAUGUUAUGGCAAGAGUUUAUGUUGAUCAACUUUGCGUGGUUGAUCCCAAUAGUUAUGUUAUAGUAUUAAGUUUGACGUUA
Messenger RNA from Lycium ferocissimum, 594 nucleotides. RefSeq names its product putative lipid-transfer protein DIR1. NCBI's taxonomy places the organism in Eukaryota, Viridiplantae, Streptophyta, Magnoliopsida, Solanales, Solanaceae. The record is from RefSeq and is a predicted model, not a curated record. The coding region runs from base 66 to 377 and encodes 103 amino acids. Gene Ontology annotation, molecular function: fatty acid binding. The transcript has a single exon. Gene Ontology annotation, biological process: systemic acquired resistance.